Molecule: messenger RNA, 672 nt
Organism: Echinococcus granulosus
Lineage: Eukaryota; Metazoa; Platyhelminthes; Cestoda; Cyclophyllidea; Taeniidae
Exons: 5
Coding region: 1-672 (223 amino acids)
Source: RefSeq, a predicted model, not a curated record
AUGAAUCCUGUGAUUUGCAGUCCGCAAAUACUAAAUCCCGCUUUUGGCAUUUCACCUCUGCGAUUCAAUUAUCCGACGGUUUCCCGAAAAGACAACACCUUCACAAUUCGUUCUUUAAAAGAAAACGAUAGUUCAAUUCCAACCGCGGAGAGCAAGGGUUCAUCUGAACAACUCCGAAGGAAUGCUUAUUUUCCGCCACAGAUAGACAGGAGCCAAGUGAUGUGGGACUUUGUGUUCAUGCCGGGUCUGGGACCCGAGGCUCGAAGCAUCACGACAACGCUGAAAAGCCAACCGGAGAUCUACAACAAGACCCGUAAAGAUGUGGUACUAGGCAAGAGUGGGCAGUUUCAGCUUCCUUCAUAUGUCGUUAGCAGUGACUACACUCCGUUCGUUUUGCACAUGUUUUGCAAAAAAAUGCGAGGUUGUGGGUGUGACGGUGAUAUUGGAUGUGACGACGGAAGUGGUCUCUUCGGUAGAGCCUUUGGAGCACCACUGGUUGUGGAAUUCAUGCCGGACAGUCCCACUCGACCGCUAAUGCUGCGGAAAAACUCGGGCGUAGAAAUAGGAGUGAUGACAAUGGAGGUCCGUUUCGUCGCGGCCAUGGAUCCCGAUGACUUUGGAGAGGUGACAAUACGGCUAACGUUCUUCUUUUCAGUGGUGCACUGCUUAUGA